AUGAAGUCUCUACCGUACCUCGUCUGCCUGGCGCCUGCAGCUCUAGCCGCCGUGGUCCGUUACAAUGUCGAUCUCACAUGGGAACAGGGCGCGCCCAAUGGCCAGUCGCGACAAAUGGUUUACAUGAAUGGCCAGUUCCCGGGUCCGACUAUCAGAGCCCAGCAAUACGAUCAGAUUGAGUUCACCAUCCAGAACCACCUGCCCUAUAAUGCCACCGUUCACUUCCACGGCAUUGAGAUGUCUGGUACUCCCUGGUCGGAUGGAGUCCCGGGGCUCACGCAAAGACCCGUCCAGCCCGGCCAAUCCUUUACCUACCGCUGGACGGCGACGCAGUAUGGAACGUACUGGUAUCAUGCCCACGCGCGUGGAUUAAUGGCGGAUGGGCUCUACGGACCCAUCUGGAUCGAUCCUGCUCCCGGCGUCGCCCAACCGUUUGCUUUCAUUUCCGACGAUCCAGACGAUAUCGAGGCUAUGCGCAACGCCGAGAGGGACCCCCAUUUGAUUUUAAUCUCGGACUGGACCAAAUUCACCUCGGAGGAAUAUCAGAGCGCCAUGGAGGUGAGCGGGGUGAAUGUAUUCUGCUCCGAUAGCAUCUUGAUCAACGGCCGAGGCUCGCUCUACUGCCCCGGGCUUGAUGCCAUCAACGCGUACCUAACGCCCGAGCUCCGAAAGGCGAUCGAUAACAGGACAUUCACAGACAAAGGAUGCUAUCCCAACUUUUACAACACCCAGGGGAAUUUUACGUAUGAUGAGUCCAAGCUUCCCGACGGACUGAAUUCCGGUUGCUACGCGUCCGCGGGAAGCCGGGAAGUCAUCGAAGUCGAUCCCAGUCGCCAAUGGGCCAGUAUGAAGUUUAUCGGGGGGACCGCCAUGAAGAGCGUGAUCGCCUCCAUUGACGAGCACCCCAUGUGGAUCUAUGAAGUGGAUGGGAACUACGUGGAGCCUCAACUAGUCCACACGGUGACGAUUUUCAAUGGCCAGCGCUAUUCGGCGAUGAUCAAGCUCGACAAGCCGGCCAAGGACUAUACCAUCACCAUUCCCGACACCAGCCAGGAUCAAAUCAUCGCCGGGUAUGCCACGAUGCGAUACACCGGCGGCAGCGAUGGCGACAACUCGGGAGCAGACUCCGUCCCAUACCUGAAUUAUGGCGGUCUGAACACCACGGCGGAUGUCAUCACGCUGAAUGACAGCACGCUCGUGCCGUACCCGAUCCUCCCAAUCCCCAGGGCCGCGGACCAACUGGUCAACCUCACCAUGGGACGCCUGGGGGCCGCGUAUCGAUGGACUCUCGAGGGGUAUGCACUAUACGAUAUCAUGGCCAACUACGACAGCCCUAUCCUGCUGGACCUCAACGCGCAGCACCACCUGGCCGACAAAGUGGUCGUCCAGUUCCGCAACGGCACCUGGGUCGACAUUGUCUUCCAAAUCGGACACUUGCCCAACAACACUCCAAUUUCCGCCGCCCACAUCAUCCACAAACACUCCAACAAGUUUUUCGUUCUCGGACAAGGCACGGGCAUCUUCAGCUGGCAGAGUGUGGCCGAAGCCGCCACGGAACAACCGCACCUGUUCGAGCUGGAGAAACCUCUGUAUCGCGACUCCAUUGUCGUUCUGAACCUGUCCGGACCCAAUUGGGCCGUCAUCCGGUAUCAAGUCGUCAAUCCGGGGCCCUUUCUCAUCCAUUGCCACAUUGAGUCCCACCUGUUCAACGGGAUGGCGGUUGCGCUCCUGGACGGGGUGGACCAAUGGCCCGAAGUGCCUCCAGAAUACAGGCGCUGA
Molecule: messenger RNA, 1779 nt
Organism: Aspergillus ochraceoroseus IBT 24754
Lineage: Eukaryota; Fungi; Ascomycota; Eurotiomycetes; Eurotiales; Aspergillaceae
Exons: 6
Coding region: 1-1779 (592 amino acids)
Molecular function (GO): copper ion binding; oxidoreductase activity
Source: RefSeq, a predicted model, not a curated record